AGCAGUUACAUUUGCUGGAUGAUUUUGCAAUGACAUUAUAAACUUGCGGCAGAUUUCUGCAUUAUCUUGAACGUACCCGAUCGACUGGGGUAAAUUAAUCACAUGUAACCUUUUUUUACUUUAUAAAUGCCAUUAAAGUUAACACCAGUAAGACAACGUUAUAAAAUACAUUUGUGAAAUGUGUACACGAUAACUUCGGGACUUCCUAAUAGUGUCUGCAAGUGUGACAUUACAUUUUGUUACGUUUACUAAUCAUUGGAUAUACAUCAUUCUUAUUUUUUUCCUGUAAAUGCGUAGGGUUAUGGGGGGAAAAAAACACACUGGGAUGAUGUUUGUUCGUGGCCACACAUUCUCGGUUGCCAACAUGGUUUUACUGAUGUAUUACCCGUUCUAAUGGUAAUCAAGUCCACGUGUGGCAAAGAAUAUACUGUGGAAAUGUUCAUACCUACCUGGGCAUCUCAGCGACAAUGCUACAUAUGUUGCGCACGAUACAACAUUCAUUUGUUAGGGGAUUUAAAGCACGUCGUCGAGUUUUACUGAUUCCCAAUUCAAGCGUAAUUGUGCAUUGAAAUCCACACACACACGUGGUUUGAUAAACAUGACAAGGUGACUGUUAAUACGUGUAAGGUUUAUGGUUAGGGAAGCCUGCAUUAUGGCGUUACUUGAGAAUGUGAGGCCAAACUGGGUACUCUGAAUCACCAUGGUCAACAAUCGUUGAACCGAAUUGCCUUUUCCAAUUCUGUACAAACAAACCAGUGCUGGUUGACUGGUUUAAAUGGGAUCUGGGCACGAUUUAAAACUGGAUUCGCUUGCCUACGGCUUAAACUGUCGUCUGCGAGACUGACGUUUUUUUUUGUUGCUACGGUUCAAGAGAACAGUUGCCACGAGUCUGGGCAAGAUUCACAACCGCUUCCCAAGUGCUGACGGAGCAGUAAUCAGACCAUUUUUAGCAUUGUGCUACUCACUGCCAUCAUCUCCUGUCAUUGUGUAAUAUGGUGCGCGCGGUUGGCUAAUGGAUCACUGUUCACUUCCGAGCGUGAACUUUGAACAGUGCACUCAGGCAGAGGCACGAGGAUCGAGCACAGUUAUCCGAGCGCCGUGCCAGUGUUUGAGCCUCGUUUGCUUUGCUCGUGCGGUUAUUUCUCCAAGUCUCACUUUGUUCGGGGGUUCGCUUACACGAGAUUCACACCUCGUCGCGUCGUCUGACUCACGAGCCACUGCAGAAGCAGCAGCUGCAGUCUCUACGGAGGGAGUUCCUCAAGCGGUUGUUAUAUUCGUGGGGAUUAAAAAGAACAUAGCUGCUUUUUUUUUGUUAUUUUGACACGCAAAAAAAAUAUAAAGACUUCAGCAGCAAUGGGUUCCCUGUUCCGGAGCGAGGCGAUGUGCCUGGCGCAGCUGUUCCUGCAGAGCGAGGCUGCCUACAGCUGCGUGAGCGAGCUGGGCGAGCUUGGCCUCGUGCAGUUCCGAGACCUGAACCCAGGAGUCAACACUUUCCAGCGCAGAUUUGUGAACGAUGUGCGGCGAUGUGACGAGAUGGAACGCAAGCUCCGCUUUCUGGAGAAGGAGAUGAAGCAGGCAGAGAUCCAGGUGGUCGACAGCCACUCCGAUCCCCCUGCACCAGACCCUCGGGAGAUGAUUGACCUGGAGGCAACGCUUGAGAAGCUGGAGACGGAGCUGAAUGAGGUGAAGAUCAACCACAUGACCCUGAAGCGCAACUUCUUGGAGCUGACGGAACUGCGGCACGUGCUGGAGAACGCACAGCACUUUUUGACCGAGAGGCCGGAGGUGGAGCACAAGUACGAGAACAUGGAAAGCUUCGAGCCAAUGGACAUAGCUCUGGGCAACAGAGAGCUGGGGUUCCUCACAGGCGUGAUCGGGCGGGAGAAGAUCCCGAUGUUUGAGAGAAUGCUGUGGCGGGUUUGUCGCGGGAACGUGUUCCUGCGUUACGCCGAUAUUGAUGAGCAACUGGAAGACCCCGUCACUGGGGACGAAAUGCAGAAAUCUGUCUUCAUCCUCUUUUACCAAGGGGAGCAGCUGAAAGGUCGUGCCAUCAAAAUCUGUGAAGGGUUCCGCGCGACCCUGUACCCGUGCCCGGGGUCUCUCGAGGAGCGCAGUCAGAUGGUGGCUGGAGUUGGCACGCGCCUCGACGACCUCAAUUCCGUCAUGGGCGAGACGGAGGGCCACAGGCGGCGCGUGCUGGAGGCAACCGCCGGCAGCCUUCCCUCGUGGCUCGUGCGAGUUCACAAGAUGAAGGCCAUUUACCACACACUCAACCUGUGCAACAUGGAUGUCACCCAGAAGUGCCUCAUCGCUGAGAUCUGGUGCCCCAUCUCUGACGUGGAUAAAGUCCGCCUGGCCCUCAGCCGAGCAACGGAGCGCAGUGGCUCCACUGUGCCUUCCAUUCUGAACCGCAUGGUGAGUGAGCAAAAUCCACCAACCUUCAACCGCACCAACAAGUUCACCUCGGGCUUCCAGAACAUCGUGGAUGCAUAUGGCGUUGGUGACUACAGGGAGGUCAACCCAGCUCCCUACACACUCAUCACCUUCCCGUUCCUUUUUGCUGUAAUGUUUGGGGAUUUGGGUCAUGGCAUCAUCAUGACAUUAUUUGCUCUCUACUUGGUCAUCUUUGAGAAGAAACUCUCCGCUUCUAGGAUCAAUAAUGAGAUCUGGACCAUGUUUUUCGGUGGCCGCUACAUCAUCCUGCUGAUGGGAAUUUUCUCCAUGUACACCGGCCUCAUCUACAAUGACUGCUUCUCCAAGUCCAUAAACAUCUUCGGCUCCAGCUGGAGUGUCAACGCCAUGUUCAACGCAAGUCAAUGGACAAAAGAAGAUUUGGAAGCACACCAAGUGCUGCAGAUGAACCCAGUUGUGCCAGGAGUCUUCAACGGACCCUACCCUUUCGGCAUCGAUCCGAUUUGGAACUUGGCUGCCAACAAGCUCAAUUUCCUUAACCCGUACAAAAUGAAGAUGUCGGUGAUCGUGGGCAUCACCCACAUGGUCUCAGGGAUAAUCCUCAGCCUCUUCAAUCACAUAUAUUUCCAGAAGCCAUGGAACAUCAUAUGUGACUUUGUUCCUGAAAUGAUUUUCAUUCUCGCGCUGCUUGGAUACCUGGUGGUGCUAAUCUUUUUCAAAUGGAUUGCGUACCAGGCUAAAGAAUCCCAACAUGCACCCAGCAUCCUCAUCAACUUCAUCAACAUGUUCCUCUUCACCUAUGACGAGAAGUUUGUGCCAAUGUAUAAUGGACAGAAAGAAGUGCAGAUGUUUCUGGUGGUGCUGGCCCUCUUAUGUGUCCCGUGGAUGCUGCUCAUCAAACCGUUUGUGCUCAGAUUCCAGAACAAAUGCAUGCAGAAGCUGCUGAUGGGCAAUGGCAGUGAGGAAGCCGGCAUCGUACAACUGGAUCAGCUGAACAUGGCGCCACCAGACCUCCACAAGGAGGAGUUCAACUUUGGCGAUGAGUUUGUGCACCAGGCAAUCCACACCAUCGAGUACUGCCUGGGCUGCAUCUCCAACACAGCUUCCUACUUGCGUCUCUGGGCUCUCAGCCUGGCACAUGCCCAACUCUCGGAGGUGCUGUGGACUAUGGUGGUGCGCAGUGGGUUCGUCAUGAUGACUGGAUACGUGGGGACGGCGAUGGUAUUCUUCACCUUUGUCGGGUUUGAGGUGCUGACGAUUGGUGUGCUGCUCAUCAUGGAGGGCCUCUCGGCCUUCCUGCAUGCGCUCCGUCUACACUGGGUGGAGUUCCAGAACAAAUUCUACACUGGGACUGGAUACAAAUUCACGCCAUUCUCCUUCCAUCAGCUCCUGCAGGAAAAACUCCACGAAGAGUGACACCCUGCGCUCACUGUGAUUAAACAUUUGGAUCUGAAUUGCAUGUGUGAUUUAAUUAUAUGGCGAGGUAUUCAUCCGGCAGUGGAUAAACAAUGGCUGAUGAUGAUUGCAUUAUUUUGCGGUGGCCCAAAGUGUGUUUUAUGCAAAAAUAAUAAUUAUUUUGGAGACAAAAUCUUUGUGAUGGCCAAUAAUAACAUUAUUUUUAUUAAAUACUUUCAGCAACAUUUUUACAAUUUUAGUAAAAAAUUUUAGAUGAAGGCUCAAAGGUCACUUCUUGCUCUUUAAAAUGUGCCAACGUAAGGCUCUAUACAAGCCGCUAUCAAAGAAAUAUAUAAGUUGUACUUUUGCUUCUUGUAACUUUUACAGGUCUGUAAUUUAAUUGUCUUGUAACUUUCCACUUCGGUGCAAAGGCCUCCAUUGUAUUGGAUUUUUCUGACUACAGUGAACUAAUUUAACGAAACAUGAUAUUUUUUCUUAAUCUCACUAAACGCCAAAAAUAAUGACCACAUUAUUCGUGAAAUAAAACAUGUCCGAUUUAUGCAGAUUAUGCUAGAUUAAAAUCUGUCAUUUAAAAAAUGUGUUAAAAAAUAAAAUCUCAGAUUGCAGACACUUUUGUCUCCUCCGGAGUUUGUAUUUUUUUAAAAUACUUUUCACUGUACAGUUGGUAGGGAAAAGCGUUUGUUAUUGAAGUCGGUUGAAACAAAAGCGACAUUGACCAAGUCCAGAGACUACUAUAAGCCUGCUUGAACAAGCAUAGAUAAUUAUUAUAUUUACAAUUAUUAAAACCACAAAUAAACAAGUUAAUUUUCAAAAUGUGCUUGCCAUGUGCCAAACAAUAUUAUAUAAUACAAGUAUAUAUUUUAUGCCACAUUACUUAUAACUGACUUGAAAAAAUGCAAGGCGCUUACAUUUUUGUACUUGCACAAUUUAUUCAACCUUGCAUUGACAAAGAUUUGUGUCAAGAUGUCAUUGCAUGGCAUUGCAUGUCUGGAAGAAGCCGGCCAGUGUGGCCCUGUCCACUUUCGACUGCCUCUAGCAGGCCGAGUUUUAGACACCUGGAGUAUUCACAGCUUGGGCCCCAGAGGUGCACAAAGGGUGAGCUUUGUCAGUCAGUCUCCUGACAAAAAUCAAACCGUUGGCAUCAUCCUCACAUAUGAUCAUGUACCCUGACAUAUACUGCUGAGGGUCAUGGCUGGUCCAGAGAUCAUCAUUAGAGAGGAUGGUUGUGGGCAUUGUCAUAAUAGUAAGGAGUUAUUAAGGCAUUUUCAGCACAAUACAGCGUAAUUUUAAAGUGCCCUUUGUGCAAAAAUCCAAGGAUGCUUUAAAAUAAAACUGAAAAGUCCAUUGACCAAUCAAUCCAGCUAAAAAAUAAACUUAGACGAAUAAGUAAUAAAAAAUGUUUUAUUGUGCCUACAUUCUGAGCAUAGGAACGAAUAGCCCUUGCCGUUACUGAUUUUAGAUUAAUUCUACAAACUACAAAAGAGUUCUGCAUUCCCUGAUCUCAAGGUUUAUCUAGGAGCACAAGGUGCCAACAAUUAUCGUAAAUAUGAAGACCAAAGACCAUGAAGGGCAUUAUAAGUAUUAAGGGUUUUUUCAACGGUUUUACUUAACUUGAUUCCUCUGUCGUGGUCAAAUCUUGAAAUACAAAUUUCGUCCACUUCCCGUUGUCCAAUCAAUU
Petromyzon marinus (sea lamprey) is the source of this 5506-nucleotide messenger RNA. RefSeq names its product V-type proton ATPase 116 kDa subunit a 1-like. The record is from RefSeq and is a predicted model, not a curated record. Gene Ontology annotation, molecular function: proton-transporting ATPase activity, rotational mechanism; ATPase binding. Gene Ontology annotation, cellular component: vacuolar proton-transporting V-type ATPase complex; plasma membrane; vacuolar proton-transporting V-type ATPase, V0 domain. NCBI's taxonomy places the organism in Eukaryota, Metazoa, Chordata, Hyperoartia, Petromyzontiformes, Petromyzontidae. Gene Ontology annotation, biological process: proton transmembrane transport; vacuolar acidification.